AAACUAGAGGCAUCGUUCACUUUGGCUUUUUGUCUUGGCGAGGCCGCCAUGCACUCGUGUCGCUCAGUGGUACAAUAGCCUCCGUUGAAACUGAAGCAAAAGGCCGUUUUGAAAUAGAUACUCAUGAAAUUAUAUCUAAGCGCUUACAGCAAGACAUAAAGAUGUCAGAUAGAGGAGAAGUGGAUUUAACUGGGGCUAAACAGAACACCGGCGUCUGGUUGGUAAAAGUACCGAAGUAUUUGUCUCAACAAUGGGCCAAGGCAAUAGGAAGGGGAGAAGUUGGAAAACUUAGAAUUGGCAAGAAUCAAGGCAAGGCUGAGGUGUCCUUCACACUGAAUGAGGAGCUGACCACCAUAGACAGUAUAGGGGUGAAGUCUUCUAUGGUGCGUGCACCUCGGGAACAUCCGUUCACCAUGCAGAGUGUGGGGGGGCAGACAUUGGCUGUCUUUACUGAGACGCCUUCAGGCCAGUCAGACGCUGACGGCAGCAGCUCAGGUACUGGUACAGGCCCAGACAAGAUAGCGCUAGAGGGGGUGGUGGUGCAGCGGGCCGAGUGCAGACCAGCCGCCAAUGAAAACUACAUGAGGCUUAAGAGGCUACAGAUCGAGGAGUCCUCGAAACCCCACAGGUUCUCCCAGCAACUGGAGAAAGCAGUCACCACCAACUACAAGCCUGUGGCCAACCAUGCUAACAACGUGGAUUAUGAGAAAAGGAAGAAAGAAGAGGGUAAGAGGGCGCGAGCGGACAAACAGCAGGUGCUGGACAUGCUUUUCUCUGCCUUCGAGAAGCACCAGUACUACAACAUCAAAGACCUGGUGGACAUCACCAAACAGCCCGUGAUCUAUCUGAAGGAGAUCCUGCGAGACAUUGGCAUUUACAACGUGAAGGGCACACACAAGAACACAUGGGAGCUGAGGCCUGAGUACCGGCAUUACCAGGCCGAGGAGAAGAGCGACUGAGCCACUUCAUUCUUGUAGCUCCAGUGCUGAUCCAGGCAUAGGUUGUUCAGCUUUGUUUUAAAACCAUUACCAUUAUAAGGAUAGGGAUGUCUAAACCUAGUACAGUGCAGUCCCACUUGAACAGGCCCUGGUUAGUAGAAAAAAUCAGUUCCCUGCUGAAUAACUCCAGCAAUCUGAGGGUGGUUCUGUUCUUUGGAGACCGUGGUGCUUUAGUGGAGGUUCGAGAGUCUUUCAUUGGGCUUGCUAAGGGAAAUUGAAGUAUAGUUGAGGCCUUGAGUUAUUUUUGAACUGAUUAGAGAGAAUAAAGCACAUUUCACAGCUGGCGAGCAGCUACUGAAUCCUAGACACACCUCAUUUAACAUUUUUCUUAAAUUUACCAUUGAUUUUAAUUUAGUGAAUGUUCAAAUGUUUUGUAAAAAAAUAAAAUUACAUCAAUAAAACUUUGAUCUGUGUGAAACAUUGCUUCUAAUUACAUAUACGUCAGUAAUUCCAUCAAACAACCAUUUUUCAGAGUGUAGGUAAGUCAUCAAGAGGAUGGGAUGUUAAUAGGUGCUUUAUUCUAUACACUGUUUAUACCCAUUUUACCCUAUACAGCAGUAAUUUUCUCCUUCAGGGGUACUGAAGGCUGGAUCCCAAAUACAGCCCAGGAUUUUGUAAUCCCUUGCUAAGUGAAUCAUGUAACUGGUUGGCCACUUCAAUGUCACACCUGAAGCCUAAAGGGAGGGUGGAAGAUCUAUAGGACCUUGACUGGGAUUUGAGUAUCUGCUCUAGUCAGUUUGUUGUAAACAUUGUGCUUAAAUCUGACCGAAGCAACUAGUUGUAAUGCUUAUUUUGUAAACAAAGCAACAAGACCUGGAGAUAGUAUGUCUUUUGUUCAGGUGUCAGUUUUACUCGUUUAUUUGAAUGAAAAUACAGCAUAUAAAUGUCUCUGAACAGGAAGGUCCACAAGGUCCAUCAAAAAUGUCCAAUACACUGAAGUACCAACUUAAGAUCUGUAUUGCAAAAUAAUAUAGCAGCAAAAAUUUCUAGCAGCAUAUAAACUUGUUAGGGGCAAUUCUGCUAUGCUCAUUUUAGUCUAAAAACUAACGUUUUAAAGCAAAUUAUCAAACACAAAGGGUUUUUAAAAAUGUAAUUUUAGUAAAUACCCACCUCUGCAAUGAAAUCUUGAUCUGACUUUCUGUACAAGCCAUAAGCUUCGACAACAAAGCCACUGCCAAAUUUCCUACCAAAUAUUUAUAGUUCCAAGUCAACAAGUGGGCAAAAUGUUAAUGGGUCCAAGUUACCACAUGAGCCAUUUAGCCAGCAGCUUGACUUUAUUUAUAAUUUUCACAAAUAGUGCCAAGAAAUCCUAUACAAUCCUGUGAUUCGAGAAGGGUUAUGGGGGAGAAUAACUGUACAAUUUAUCAGAGCUGACAUGCACACAGCAACCCAAUAUCCAGCCAGUCAACUUUGCCACUGUGACCAUUUUUUAAAUAAAAAAGGGCAGGGGGGAAAAAAACCAAAAACACUCGAAGUGAGCUGUGUCUGUUGAA
Molecule: messenger RNA, 2491 nt
Organism: Electrophorus electricus (electric eel)
Lineage: Eukaryota; Metazoa; Chordata; Actinopteri; Gymnotiformes; Gymnotidae
Gene: gtf2f2a
Product: general transcription factor IIF, polypeptide 2a
Biological process (GO): transcription by RNA polymerase II; transcription initiation at RNA polymerase II promoter
Cellular component (GO): transcription factor TFIIF complex
Source: RefSeq, a predicted model, not a curated record